Molecule: messenger RNA, 1177 nt
Organism: Paramecium sonneborni
Lineage: Eukaryota; Ciliophora; Oligohymenophorea; Peniculida; Parameciidae
Source: the annotation of a GenBank genome assembly
UUAUUAACUGACACACAUAUGAGUGAAUUAACAGCAAAUAUAGGAAAUAUUUACAAUGAAAAUGCAAUGACAGACGAUAAAGGAAAGAUCAAAUCAUAAACCUAAUCAAUCUAUGUAUCACCAAAUGAAUAGCCAACAAUUUUAAGUUAGAAUUUUGUUUAUGAUGGAUUUAAUACACCAAAAGUAUGAUCAUAUACUUACUUAGAUUCCAUGUUUAUAUCAUAAAGGAAACAUCCUAACAAAUUUUUGUUCAAGCAGCAAUUGUUUAUUGCCUUUAUGUCCAUAAUGUGUAGAAGAGCAUAUUAAUAAACAUAAGGAGGAAAAGACUGCGAAUAAAAUUGAAUGUUUAGAGAAUGUCUUAAAUACUAUUUAUAAAGAUAUUGUUUAAGAAAGUAUCUUAUAAUCCUUAUUUAAUUAGCUAAUUUCUUUGCUAAAAGUUAUUUUGAUUUGAAAAAAAAUGUUGAUAGUAUGGAUUCUGCAACUGAUAAUACUAUUAAAAAAUUAGAAGCCAUCUAAAGGCGUAUUAAAUAAGUAGUAGAUCAAUUUUUCGAAUCUUUGAUAAAUGAUGUUAAAAAUAAACAAGAGAAGAAUAAAUCAAAUUAAAAAAAGGAUGCAGAUUCUCUCAAAAAACUGGUAUUAUUAAUUAAUAAACUUUUAUAGGUUUAAGAAAGAUGGUCAUCUCAUGUUACUUUUUUAGAAACUUUGAAUUCUGUAAAUAGUAUGACAUCAGUGAUUCAAUAUUUUGGAACAUCCUUACGAGAUGAUAAUGAUAAGUAUUUUAAAAUAUUGGAUGAAUAUUCUAAUAGAUUUGAAUAUGUAACUUCAGAAAUUAAGUUCCAUUAAGAAAAAACGUAAUAGAAAAUGAUAAAUAUAUAGAAUAGAAAUUGCUGCUCAUUUAAGUCAUAUAAUCCAAAUUAAACAUAAUGAUGUACCUGAAUUUAUUAAAAUACAUACUCUACCAAGUCCAUAUAUAUCUGAUGCAGUUUCCUUUAAAUCUAAGGCAUCCACAUAUAUCAAACCUUCAUAACCUUUAUACCCAUUUACAUAGUAAUCAAGUUUCACUCCACCUUAACAUGUAAUAACAGGAGCCACAAGAUUACUUGAUAGUGGAACAUUUUACACUGAUAAAAGAUAUACAGAUUCAUUAAAUAGAUUUCCAUAGUAUUAAAUGAGAUGA